AUGUACGAGCCACAGCAACUACAAGAACAGCAACAACAGCAGCAGCAACAAAUUUCAAGUGAUAAUUGUUGCUGUCAAAGUGGAACGCAAAAUGUUGCCGCUGCCAGCGCUUUGAGCAGCGCAUUGGCAGAGACGCCAGCAGCGAGCAGCAGCAGCAACAACUGCAGCCGCUUGCAGCAAUUGAUAUCAACGCCUCCAGUAUUACUGCGCAGAUCGUCGCUAACGACGACGCAGGCAUCGACGUCGACGUCGACAUCAACGUCAACGUCAGCAUCGGCGUUGCCGCAACACCCACACGCUGUUGCUGUGAGCACGCCAACGCCAACGCCGCCGCCACCGCCGUCGCCACCAUCGCCACAGCAGCAGCAACAGCAGCAGCACCCGCAGCAACAAGCGGCAGCAACUUCAGUUUUGCAACAACAUUUGGGUCACCUGAAUUACGAAAGUGGAGCAACUGCAGCAGCAGCAGCAGCAGCAGCAGCAGCGGCAGCAACAAGAAGUGGCACAGCAACACUGGCGCAACAUUUGGCAACACCCAGCAGCAUAUUGCAGGCUGCUUUCAGCAACAACAACAGCACCAACAACAGCAACAACUAAAACUAUAGACAGUCC
Drosophila navojoa is the source of this 612-nucleotide messenger RNA. RefSeq names its product protein roadkill-like. The record is from RefSeq and is a predicted model, not a curated record. NCBI's taxonomy places the organism in Eukaryota, Metazoa, Arthropoda, Insecta, Diptera, Drosophilidae.